This is a messenger RNA of Acanthosepion pharaonis, 1902 nucleotides long. The record is from the annotation of a GenBank genome assembly. NCBI's taxonomy places the organism in Eukaryota, Metazoa, Mollusca, Cephalopoda, Sepiida, Sepiidae.
AUGGACACACCUUGUCUUCCCUACAAUAGACGCGGCACCCGUUACAACGUUAUAUUUUUCUAUCUUUCUGUCUUUUUCUUUUUCGUCCCUUCCCUUACUUCGACCUUUCUUUCUUUCUUUCUUUCUUUCUUUCUUUCUUUCUUUCUUUCUUUCUCCUGUAUCAGUUGCUUUUUACAUGCACCUAUUUCGUUUAUUUUCCAUCUUCCUUGCCGGAUUUGUCCUUUUGAUAUAUUUUUCUUUCUUAAGUGUGCUUCCUUUCAUUGGCCUCAAGCAUUUCAUUCGUUCGUCUUUUUGCUUUUUCCUUUCCUUCUCAAUUUUCUUUAUUUGCUUGCUUAUUGCUUUCUGUUGAUGCUUUCUUUCUUUAUUUGUUUGCUUCUUGCUUGCAUCUUUUCUUUCAGUGAACUCUUUCUUUCUUUCAUUCUUUCUUCUGUUCAUUUCUUUGUUAACUUCUUUCAUUCCUUAUUCCAUUUCUUCAAUCUUUCUAUUUCUUUUUAUUCUUAUUUUCUUCCGUAUAAUUUUCUUUUUGAAUUCUCUUUUCUUUCUUUUGCUUUUUUUCUAUUUUCGUUCUAUUUGGUUUCUGUUUUUUUCCUUCUUUCUUUUCUCUCAUUCCUUCUUUCUUUCUGUUACUACUUUCUUCCCUUUUAUUUUUAUUUUGUUCUUUCUUUCUUUCUUUCUUUGAGUUUACUUCUUUUUUACACUUGUUUCAUUCAUUAUUCUAUUUUUUCUAUUUUCUUUUUUUUCUUAUGCUUUUUUCUUUCUUCUUUUCUUCUUUGCCGGUGUUUUUUGCAUUCCUUUGUUUCUUUCGUCAUUACUUUCUUUGUCUAUCAGAUUUCUUGCCUACACUUUCUUUCCUCCUUUCAAAACGUGUCAAUAUAUCUAUCGAUUUUUCUUCUAAUCAUAUUUUUUCUUUGUCUCAUUGUUCUUCACAAUAUUAUUCUCAUUUUAUCUAUCUAUCUAUCUAUCUAUCUAUCUAUCUAUCUAUCUAUCUCCACAUUAAACUAUACAUGCUUUUCUAUCUUAUUUCGCAUCCUUAUCAAAUAUUUAUUUCAAAUUUCAUCUCUCAUUCUUUUUCUUUUCAUGUUUUUUUUUUUAAUUUUUGCCACAUCAUACGUUACCAUCUCGUUGUUAUUCCUUUCAAUCUUUUCUCAUUUUCUUUCUUUUUAUCUUUUCCUUUUUCGUUUCUGUUCAUGCUCUUGUAUUCUCUUCAUAUUCUAUCUUUUAGUCCAUUUCUCUUUUCUUGUAACCAACAUUUACGCAUUUUCACACAUUUUCUUUCAUUCUUUCUUUCUUUCUUUCUUUCUUUGCUCAUCUGAUACUUUCUCUCUUGCUUUUAUCCUCUUUUUGCUUUCUUUCCUUCUUUCCUGUUUCUUUCUUUCUUUUUCUUUCUUUCUUUCUUUCUUUUCUUUCUUUCUUUCUUUCUUUCUUUCUUUCUUUUUCUUUCUUUCUUUCUUUCUUUGCUCGUCUGACACUUUCUGCCUUGCUUUUAUCCUGUUCUUGCUUUCUUUCCUUCUUUCCUCUUCUUUCUUUCUUUCUUUCUUUCUUUCUUUCUUUCUUUCUUUCUGUUCGUUUUUCGUUUUCUUUCUUCAUUACUUUAUUUGCUUGUCUGUUAGUUUCUUUUGUCGUUGCAUUUUUCCUAUUUUUCUUUUCUUUCUUUAUUUCGGGCUUUCUUGUCCCUUUCUUCCUUCGUUUUCUUUUACGCUUAUCUUUUCUCUAACUUUUGUUUCUUCUUCACAUUCUAAUUUAUCUUUUCAACUACUCACCUACUUUUUUAUUUUAACUCUACAUAACCAACCUUCUCUUUAUCGUAACUUUUCAGUCUUUCCAACGAAUCCACUCUUCACUGAUAAAUUAACAUCCAUUCUUUCAACUACUUACUCCUUUAUCACUCCUUAUCUCUCUUAA